Molecule: messenger RNA, 4160 nt
Organism: Liolophura sinensis
Lineage: Eukaryota; Metazoa; Mollusca; Polyplacophora; Chitonida; Chitonidae
Product: galaxin-like
Exons: 2
Coding region: 8-1456 (482 amino acids)
Source: RefSeq, a predicted model, not a curated record
AGAGAGGAUGAAGAAUAGCGCGUUAGUUGUAAUCUUCGUUUGGCAAGUCUUUAUCCAGACAAAGGCCAGUGACUUGGCCUUGUGUAAUGGUGAGAGCUACAACAUCUGGUCGCACUCCUGCUGCUUGGGAAUGCUCCUGAAGAAACCCUUCAGCACAAUGGACACCCUCUGCUGUGGUUCCCUCAUGUACCAUCCAGCACGGGAGUUCUGUUGCGGAAACCAAGUUCUGAAGAAGGAGAAGCCGUUCAUGGAGUGUUGUGACGGCCAGCCGUAUAACUCCGCAGCCCAAGUCUGUUGUGGUGGAAAAAUCGAAGUCAAGUCUGAGCGCGGGAACGCCUGUUGUGGAAACAGCCUGUACAACCCACAAAGCCAGCUGUGCUGUGAGGGGCGGAUUUGGCAGAAGACAGUGGGAGGCUAUGAGGAACGGUGCUGUGGCGCCCAGGUCUAUGUGGCUAACUAUCAGAGCUGUUGUAGUGGCAACGUUCACAACGCCUCUUAUACGGACUACCGAUGCUGUGGCGACCAUCCUGUCCACCGGGUCAACGAAGUAUGCUGCACCGCCUACGGUCGGACGGUGAUAUAUCCGAGAGUGAUGUCGGACAAUAUUCACUCCAGUUGUUGUGGUAUACAGCCGAUGAACCGUAAAGAUGAUGUGUGCUGUUACACAAAGGAGGGAGGCAUGUACCAGAUGACGCUUUGGGCGGGCAAAGCAGGGCAGCCAUGUUGUGGAAACCAGACUCUAGACUAUCGGACUGAGCUUUGCUACGAAGGGUCUGUUCGAAAGACGCCUUCUGUAUUCCUUCCCUGUGGAGAGGUCACAUUCAACUCCCACACGCAGCUGUGCUGCUCUGGGGUUGUUCAAAACCAUGGCCCCGACACCCACGGCUGCUGCGCUAGCGGUACAUUUGAUCUGAACAACCAGGUGUGUUGUGGUAACCAAUUGUACGACUUGGAUCCAAAACAUCAUCUGUGUUGUGACUCUCAAAUAUACAACAAGAACGAGAAAAUCUGCUGUGGUGGAACUCUCUUCAGCAGUACUGGUCAGAUGAGUUGUUGCGGUGGUACGGCAUACAACAUAGCUUCGCAGCGCUGCUGUGAUGACACUGUUUACAAUGUUUCCACGCCAUCGGCCGGCUGUUGCGGCAGAGGGACAUACGACCGUAAAACCACCGGUUGCUGCCAUGGAAAGCCAUUCAAAUUGGGACAGGAGUUCUGCUGCGGUGAUUCCGUUCGUGCACUUGAGUUCGGUAUGUUUUCCGGCUGUUGCCAUCAGAAUGUCUAUGACAGCAGGGUGUUUUCCUGCUGCAGCAGUGUGCUACUGCCGUUGUACAGUGACGAGAGCACAGGAUGCUGCGGUCACAAGCCAUACGACCCGCAGAAGGAGAGAUGUUGUACACUGUUGUUUUCACCAAAGCCCUAUUCAGAGCUCGAGGCAGGAUACUGGGUCCGGUGCUAACUUUUACUCACCAUUUGAUCCUGUUUGUGCGGCGUACUUACUUAUGUGGCGUCUGUAUAAAUGAAAAAAAUCCCGGCAAAAUAAAAAACAAUUAGCAUGGGGUUUUGUUUUAUCCAGAAAUAUAAACAUUGUUCCAGAUAUUAUAUAUAUAUAUGUCAUCAAUGACAAAUCAAGCACAGGUGAUCGUGCUGUGUGUUUUUGUUGGGGUUUUUAAUUUUGGACGACAUGCACUAUUUGUCGAAGCCAGACAGCAUUAGUUCGACAAGAAAGCAACGCCAAACAUAACAAUGCUUCAGUUGUGUGAAGAUGCUGUGUCAUUAGAUGUGCAUACGUAUACUGUGGCUUCUUGUGGCAGAGCAAGUCCGUGCGGCCAUUGAAGUCUCAUGCUGAAGACACUAGAUAUGACUCAUCACCCAGUCACAAUAUACUAAAACCGGGACAAUCAAGCCAGUUUCGUCACUCUAAUCUCUCGGUACUGAGAGAGGCAGCAACAAGUAUCAAUCAAAGCAUUUACAUGAACGGCCCGGAUAGCACAAUUGGUAGAGCGUCCGCUUCGGGACCGGUAGAUCCAGGAUCAAACCUUGAUCGAGUCACACCUAAGACUUUAAAAGAGGAAGUUGUAACUUCCUCGCUUGGUGUUCAGCGUGAAGGCCAUAGUGCAAUGACUGGUUGACCCGUAUCACUAUAAUGGCUCGGGCGGGUCGGCUUACUUGCCUUCGGCAAGUCGUCUCAGUGAAGCAGCACUAAAUCAAAGAGCGAUGGAAAUCCUGCAACAGGGAGGCACAUUACACGUACAUGCACCCUAAGGAUUCCUUCGUCGUCAUAUAACUGAAAAAUUGUUGAGCACGACGUUAAACCCCAAGCACUCACUCACUCACUCAAUUCAAUUAAUAAACACUAAACUAACAAGUUUCUGCAGAAUAUAAACUACCGGGCAAAAGAAACGUAUAACUUUUAAAUGCAGUUUUUUCUAUGGAAAAAUAAGUUGAAUAAGUUUGAACGUUGUGCGAAUACGUUUGCACAUAAGCACCCUGUGUACACGUCACUUUUUAACGAGAUUCAUUGAAAUUGGUGUAAGACAUCAUGAAAAAUCGGAAAAACAGGUUUUCGGGCCCUGUUGAAAAUUCUCGAUAAUGACCGCCGUAUAAAUACCGAUGUAGCACAUGGUAAGGGUGCAAUACCAUAAAAACAUCGAAGAGAUGCCGAGACUCACACAAGCAGAACGUGAUAGAGCCACUGGUAUGGCCGACAUGGGGGCCAGCCAACACCACAUUGCCAGAACGUUCAGUUGCAGCCAAGCCACCAUCAGCAGACUGUUGGGUCGUUACCGCCUAACAGGCAGGACACAAGAUCGUCCAAGAUCGGGCAGGCCAAGUGUUAGAACGCCUGGCGAAGACCGGUACAUCCGCACAAUCCACCUGCGUAACCGGUUUGUGACGGCGACGUCAACGGCGGAAACGGCGGAAACGGCACUGGGACACUCCAUCAGCAGACGCACAGUCUUACGACGACUCCGCGUGAGUGGUAUCAGAGCCUAUCGCCCCUUCCGUGGAAUGGCAUUGACUCCCCUACACCGUCAAAGCAGGUUGCGUUGGGCAAGAGUUGUACGUCGAUGACAGCGACGAGACUGGGAAAGGGUGCUGUUCACUGAUGAAAGCCGAUAUAACCUCUUCAGAAAUGAUGGUCGAAUUCGUGUGUAUCGACGCAGGGGAGAGCGAUUGGCACAAAACUGCAUUCAGAAUGUCCACCCUUUUGGUGCUGGUGGGGUGCUUGUAUGGGGCGGAAUUUGUGGACAGGUGAGAACGAGAUUGGUCAUCAUCCAGGGAAAUCUGACUGGCCAAAGAUACCGAGAUGAAAUAUUGGAACCUGUUGUGGUGCCAUUCGUGCAUCAAUAGCAAAGGGGUAUCCUUUUGAAGCAGGACAUUGCACGACCUCAUACCGCCAGAGUUGUACUAAAUUAUCUGGACACCGUUGAUGUCAACGCACUGCCUUGGCCAGCACGAUCGCCAGACAUGAAUCCCUUAGAGCAUCUGUGGGAUCAUCUUGAUCGACGUCUGAGACAACGCGUCCCUCCUCCACAAAACAGGCAACAGCUCAAACAGGCUUUAUUUGAGGAGUGGGACAGAAUUCCUGAUGACGUCAUCCGGCGACUAACGACUUCCAUGAGAGGACGUAUUUUGGCUUUAAUUGAUGCAAUGGGUGCUCACACACGCUACUAACGAUCUGUCUUAUGACAGGAUAGGACAUUAGGUACACCUUUUUAAGGGAGUCCCUUUACUUGCAUUUGUGUAAUUUUUCAGAUUUACCCCAUGCCUUCUUUACUCUGCCUGACAGCAAGUGUAAUAUCCAUAUGGCUUUGAAUUUUUGAACAGAACUUGGAAAAUGGUUUAUUGCAAUAUAAUGCUUAUCAUGUUGAUACUGUCUGUCUGUCUUUCUUUCUCUUUCUUGUGGUGCUGAACAAGGUUAUACGUUUCUUUUGCCCGGUAGUUUAUAUUUUAUACGUACACACUGCAGAAUAUAUACUGAAUUCCAAAGGAGACGGGAAUUUUUCCAUUGUCAAGUCGGAAGUACAUGCUGAGUAAUCAAAAGUGAGUAGAUAUGUAAUGGACGUUCCAGGGAGUGUUUUUCAAUUUUAAAGAUGGGUAUCUUCCGCAAACGCAGCAACAGUGGUGCCAGGCGGCACCAAAUUGUACCGAUUUUAAUU